CUAAGUUGAAUUCGGUACACGAAACUUAAGAUAACAAUGGCUAAACCCAAAGGUGAAAGAAAAGGCAAAUCAGCCAUAAACGAAGUUGUUACCCGUGAAUAUACAGUUAAUUUACACAAACGACUUCAUGGUGUUGGAUUUAAAAAGCGUGCCCCAAGAGCAAUCAAAGAAAUCCGAAAGUUCGCUGAAAAACAGAUGGGAACUCCGGACAUUCGAGUAGACACUCGCUUAAACAAAUUCCUUUGGUCUAAGGGAGUCAGAAAUGUUCCCUUCCGUGUCCGUGUGAGGCUUUCACGAAGACGUAAUGAUGAUGAAGAUUCCGCACAUAAGUUAUUCACACUAGUGACUUACGUGCCUGUUGCAUCUAUCAAGGGUUUGCAGACAGAAAAUGUUGAUGCCAGCCAAGAAUAAACUCCUUUAGUAUA
Bombyx mori (domestic silkworm) is the source of this 425-nucleotide messenger RNA. It is a transcript of the gene RpL31, whose product is annotated as ribosomal protein L31. NCBI's taxonomy places the organism in Eukaryota, Metazoa, Arthropoda, Insecta, Lepidoptera, Bombycidae. Gene Ontology annotation, cellular component: cytosolic large ribosomal subunit; ribosome. The transcript is spliced from 3 exons. Gene Ontology annotation, molecular function: structural constituent of ribosome. The coding region runs from base 37 to 411 and encodes 124 amino acids. Gene Ontology annotation, biological process: cytoplasmic translation. The record is from RefSeq and is marked provisional.